UACGGUCAGACUCUCGAUCUGACGCAGUGUAUCCCGACGCUCAGCAUCCUUCAGCGCGCCGCGCGCAGCAUCCGACAACGGCCUGGACCGGACCAGACACUAGGACACCGCUUACCGUAGAGAUGUAGCUGUGAAUAAUCUUCAUUAUAUCAGCUAAACGAGGAACCGUCGACAUUUAUUGUUUAUUUCACGCCUGUCAUCCGGAUCGCAUUGCGCCCAACCCUAAAAAUGACUGAGAUCACUGAAAUACGUGCGGCGUACGAUAUGUCCCCAGUGCUGGCGGGGUUUAUCGGUGCUGGUGUGUUGGUCGUUGCAGGGAUUGCAAUAAUCUUUGUGUGGACUUGCUGUCAAAAACAUUACAACAGGACGAACUACAAGCUUCAUGGAAUCCAAUCUGAACACAGUGAUCCUCUCACAGACCCUCCGUACAGGUUUAUUCACAUGUUGAAAGGAAUGAGCAUCUACCCCGACGCGCUCACCAGCAGCAAGAGGAUCAUACGAGUGGCACGCCAGGCCCGAUCCCAGACCACCGACGGGGCUCAAAGCAACAAUGGCCGCCCAGUGGUGCUCAUAGAUAUGGACUCGGCAGCAGAAAGUGGCCUGCUGGGAGAGAAACAAAUGCAGAUGAGUCUUGGGGAAAGUGGCCAUGAGGUCCCCAAGCCGGAGAGGGAAUUCCCCAUGUGUGCUGAUCACUGCUGUCUGGACAGCAGCUCUGCUAGCAGCAGUCAGACCUCCAGUACUACGGUUUCCAGCACGGCUACACCCUUCACCCCCGCAGAUGAGCCCAGCCGAGGAGAUCUCAGCAUUGCAAUCGACUACAACUUCCCCAAGAAGGCAUUGGUGGUCACCAUCCUCGAGGCUCGGGGGUUACAGGCAGUGGAAGGCCAGGCGGGCAGCGCCGACCCCUAUGUGAAGAUGACCAUUCUCCCAGAGAAGAAACAUCGCGUUAAGACUCGGGUCCUGAGGAAGACUCUGGAACCUGUGUUUGAUGAGACCUUUACAUUUUAUGGCAUGCCAUACAGCUCCCUGUCAGAUCUCACUCUGCACUUCCUGGUGCUGAGCUUUGACCGGUUCUCACGAGACGAUGUGAUCGGGGAGGCGGUGGUUCCGCUGGCAGGUGUGGACCCGAGUACAGGCCGGGUCCAUAUUACGCAACAGAUCACAAAGAGAAGCAUGCAGUGCAUGAGCCGUGGAGAGCUGCUGGUCUCUCUGUCCUAUCAGCCGGUUUCUCACAGACUGAGUGUGGUGGUGUUAAAAGCGAAACACCUUCCAAAAUUGGACAUCACUGGCCUAUCUGGAAAUCCGUAUGUGAAGCUGAAUGUGUUCUAUGGCCACAAGCGCAUUGCCAAGAAGAAAACGCACGUGAAGAAAUUCACACUCAAUCCUGUCUUUAACGAAUCCUUCAUCUACGAUGUGCCCGCUGAGUUGCUGCCAGACAUCUCUAUUGAGUUCCUAGUCAUGGACUUUGACCGCACUACUAAAAACCAAGCCUUGGGACGCCUGGUGCUCGGCGCAAACAGCCCCUGCCCCUCAGGAGCCACCCACUGGCAGGAGGUCUGCCAAAACCCACGGCGCCAAAUCUCAAAGUGGCACACGCUCAGCGAAUAUUAGAGCUUUACCACGCUCUCUCCACACACGCGCUCAAACACAGGCUCACAGGAACCAUUAAAUGAUAAAAGAGAGAGUUUUGGGAAAAGAUGCCCUUGUUACGUCACUACACGGAAGGUAACUGGUUAUCAGGAGGACUUAAAAAACAGACUUAAGCCAACUUUUAUGACAUUGCUAAUGCAAUGAUGGGCCUGGGAAAUGAAUCUUUUUAGAAACACAAGUACACAUUUACGUUCUCGCUCAGUUGCUCACAUAUACACACACAUACACACCGCCUAAACACAAACACACAUGAUAAACGAGACCAAACUGACAAAAAUAUAUUGACAGACUGUUAGAGGUUUAUGAGGGUUGGGGUUCUGUAACUGUCCUGGAACUUAACGCAUGUCUUAAUGCUCCAUAUUUCACAUCAGAACAGGACAUUAUGUGAAUUUGUGAUGCUGGCACACAUUAAACAGGCUUUUUUAGGCAUCUGAUUAACGGAAUUUCAAUAAUAUUCCACAUUAUUUAAAGUUAGUGGAAGGUGAUUGAUUUGAGGGAGCUUGUGGCGAGCGUCUUCUGAUAUGUACUGAUUCUCCACUGUAUGAGAAAUACACUGAAGUGACACAGUGAGGUUGUAUGAUCUACGCUAAAGUACGAUCUGUUCUGCUUUGCCUGGAGAUGUUUCGGAGAUUCCCGCUGUGUCACAUUCUCCACAGCUACAAGUUGAAUCAUGUGAUUGUACAACAAUAACCCUAUUGGCAGCACUCUGGGCCUGAUUUAUUGCUUGUGCAAUGACUUCAUCAUGCACUUUGACUAAACCUGGCCCUGAAUAACUUAAUCUGCACUGCUAUGCUACAAACACACUUUGAAUGUCACUGUCUGUAUGAAUUUCAUACAUCAGAGCUUCACUUCACUGUAAAAGAGUGGUUCACUGUUUCAUAGACUGUACUAGCCAAUUUCAUUAGAUGACCUUUUUAAGGUGGAUUGGAUUCACUUUCAUUUUAAAUCCUGUGUGAUAUAGACAAAGAGGUGUGUUUGUAGUUCGGAGCUGGAAAGCUCUGGUAUAUUACGGGGUGAUGUUUGGUGUGAUGUUUGGGAAAUGGAAAGAUAUGUAGCAUUUUAUAAUUAGUAGUUCAUAAAGUCAUGGGGUAAGAUGUUCGUGUUAUUCUAUCAGUAACAACAAGCAUAUCUCCUUCACCUCACGUUCACUUUUUUGUCUUACACCACUUUGUCACAUCUCUCUUUUAUAAUGAGAACAUGUAAAGUCAUGGUUUGCCAGUGUGCCUGCUGAUUGGUGCUCCUCACUGUUAAUGAGGUCUGAAUCUGGCAUAGAGUGUACUGUUUUAUAUGGAGUGAGAAUUAAGUUUGGGAACCAAAAAUCUGAGCUGAUUCCAUUACUAAAAAAAAAAAAAACACUCAAAACAAAUGUACUUUUUAACAAUUAUUGCAUGUGCAUAUUUGGCUAAAACCUUGUUUAAAAAACCUCAGUUUCUUUUCUUCUAAAUUUCCUACACAAUUUAUUCAGCACAGUGCCACAACAUCCGCUACUGAAUUUACAGUGUGAACCACAUAGUGAGCCCAUUGUAGUCCAGUUACAGAAUAAACAGCUCUUUCACUGAAUCAAAGCAUACAGUGUGGACUGUGUAGUACAGAUCCUUAACCAAUAAUGAAUCAAACUCAAUAAAGGGUCUUUACGAUGCCAUAGAAGAACCAUUUUGUAUAAAUGGUUGCAUAAAGAACCUUUAACAUCUGAAGAACCUUUCUGUUUAACAAAAGGUUAUUUAUGGUGAAAGAAGGUUCUUCAGAUUAUAAAAAGGUAAUAAAGUGAUGGUUCUUUAAAUAACAUUUGACUGAAUGGUUCUUUGUGGAACCAAAAAUGGUUCUUCUGUAUGGCAUCAAUAGGGGGAGUCUUAUAAAGCACCUUUAUUUUCAAGAGUGCUGUUCUUUUUAAUGAAUCAAAAACACACAGCACAGUUAAGUGCAAUUCCCAGAAAUUAGGUCUCUAAUUAGUUUUUCUGGAACUGAAUCAAAAUAAUUUAGCUAACCAGUAUAUUAGGAUUCGCAAACAAAUAACUCUCGAGUCAGUUCUUUUUAAUCUUUUUAAUCGAACACACAAAACACCUAUAGUACACUUUUAAAAAUGAGGGUUCUUUAUCGGCAUUGAUGGUUCCAUGAAAAACCUUUAACACCCAUGGAACCUUCCAUUGCAAGAAGGUGGGAAAAGGUUCUUAAGAUUCUUAAAAUGUUCUUUACGCUAAGAUUUUUUUUUCUUUUCUUUUAUGAAAUGUUCUAUUAAAGUUUCUUUGGGGAACCAAAAAUGAUUCUUCUGUAACUAUCCAUCAUAGUGACAACAAUUUGUAGUUUAAAGAUACAUAUUAUGUAUCUUGUUAUUAGUAUUUUAUAAAUAUUAAUAAAAUAAAGUGUUUGUUUAGUACUUUUGUCAAAUAUAUUUAAGGUCAAUUAUUGGAUAGCAUUUAUGCUACCUAAAAAGACUAUAUAAGAAUUGUUUUAACUCUACUUAAUAUUGAAUUUAACUCAUCAGUUGGCAUUUGGCAAUGUAAUUGCAUUAUCCCCAAAUAUAUUUUCCUUAGAAGUAUUAAAAAUAAUUGUUAAUCAGCUGUUAAAGAACCAGAAUCAGAACUGAAACCAGAACGUGUACAUGAUUCUCAUAUUUCAAUCUCAAGCAGGAAAUGUGCCCCAUCAGAGCAGAGACAAUAACAGAUCUGAGAAGCUCAAAAUGCACAGUGGCACUUCCUAUACAUACUGUACAUCCAAACAUUCCCGAUCCACUCCCCACAAAUGAACUGCUAGCGGUCAGCUGGUUUUAUGGCACAUGGUUUGUCUGUCAUAGAGAUAUUAGAUUCUAAACUGUAAUUCUGGAUGGAAAAAUGCUUCUUUCCAUUCAAUAUUUCUUACAUGCUCAAGCAACACUCCAUGUAUAAAUGUGCACCCUAUCAAACAAGUAAUGUCUCUCGGAUAAAAUGGAAAUAUAUUAAAAGAUUAAAUCCACGUGACAAACAAUACACAAAACCAAAAACAGAUUAAAGGAUUUAAAAGAAAUUGUUACCUAUACACAAUCACUUUGGUGUUCAAAAAUUAAUUUGCAGGAAACUUUAAAAUGUUGUAUUAGUGCAAACUACAAAAAUAUCUUGUGAACAUUUGACAUAUAAUGUACUGCAGAAUGCUGUGAAAUCUCUGCUAAUGUUACACACCCACCUGUAUGUUAGUGUUCGUAACACCCACUGAAUGUGUAAAAUAAACGUGAUACACAAUUGAA
This is a messenger RNA of Carassius gibelio (silver crucian carp), 4867 nucleotides long. RefSeq names its product synaptotagmin-11-like. Bases 229 to 1611 code for a protein of 460 amino acids. Gene Ontology annotation, cellular component: synapse; axon; membrane. The record is from RefSeq and is a predicted model, not a curated record. Gene Ontology annotation, biological process: vesicle fusion; regulation of dopamine secretion; calcium-ion regulated exocytosis. Lineage: Eukaryota; Metazoa; Chordata; Actinopteri; Cypriniformes; Cyprinidae. Gene Ontology annotation, molecular function: calcium-dependent phospholipid binding; SNARE binding; clathrin binding. The transcript has 4 exons.